AUGGAUAGGAAUUGUAAUUAUAUGAAUAAAAUAAUAAAUUCCAAAAACAGAAGACAUUAUAGUAUGCAUCCAGAAAACGCCAUAUUUUUUGAUUACUUUAUUAAUUUAAAGAAAAAAGCCAUUGCCCAAGGUUAUAAUAACUUGGUUAUUUCUUUCAAAAAAAUUAUUAGUUCUAUAACAAAAUAUCCCUUACCAAUUAAAAAUAGUCUUGAUGCAUAUAAAUUAAAAGGUGUAGGAAAACGCUUUUCUAAUUAUUUUGAAAAAGCGUUAUCACAGAAUAAUGUAGAUAAGAAAAUACAAAACUUAAAAGAGGAUUUUAUAUCUAGUAAAUCCGAAUUUCGAAUUAAUAUUCAUAUAAAUAAAGUUAUUAAUAGUGCCGAUAAAUUUUUAAAAGAUUUUGAUAAAGAAAUAUAUAACAUUAGAGUUUUAGGAGAGUUAUCAGAUGAUAAUAUAUUAAAUAAUAUUAGAGAAAUUGAAAAUGAUAAUUUGUGUAAUGUUAAUUCAAAAAAUUUAAAUCAAUGUUCUCUUGUUUCAAGUAAUAAACUUAAUGAAUCUUAUUCAAACGGAAAGUCUUUAUCUUUAUGUACGAAUAAUAUUGAAAAAGUAACAUCUUUAAACAAUAAUAAAAAAAAGAAAUGUAUAGAUAUGAAUGAUACAGAAAAGAGUAUCAUAACAUAUCUUUAUAAAUAUGGCCAUUUAUAUAAUGAACACGCUUUAAGUAAGGAAGAAAUUAUUUCUGGUGUUUUAAAAUAUUAUGAAAGAUCAAUAAUUGUAAAUUAUAAAACAUUAAGAAGAUUAAUUAAUAGGGAAUUUAUCGAAAAAACUGAAAGUGUAGAAAAUCGAAUAUGUAAUAAUAUCAAGUCGUCUAAAAUCAAAACCAAAUUAAAAGUCAUCAAUAAAAUUAGAUUAACAAAAAAGGGAAAAGAUUUUUUGGAUAAUGAAAAGGAUUAUAUAUUAGAUAGUUCUUUAAUAAAUACAGAGAGCAUAUGUCAGCUAAAUAACACAAAGGAAGAGGAAUCUAUCUUACAUACGGAGAAUGUUAAAAACCCUAUCUCACCAUAUAGUUUCAAUACAGAUAAUGAACUGAAGCAGGAAGAAAAUAAUACGUCCUCCAAAAAAAAAAUCGAUUCACCAUCAUAUAUGAAAAAGAACUUAAGUUAUAGUGAUACAGAAGGAAAAUGUUUCGAAUUAAGUAAAAAGAAGGAGAACCAAGAAGGUUUCUUAAAUGUAACCUACUUGAGUAUAUCAAAAAAUAAUGAAAUAAUAAGCCAUGAAUGUUUAUUCAAAAAUGAAAAUGAGAAAAAUGAUGAAAUGAAUAACAAACAAAAUAUACAAGAAAACAUUUCAGUAAAUAAUAUUCAAACGUCAGAUUCCGUAUUAGUUCAAAAGGAGGAAAAGGAAGAAUCUUCUGAAUGUAACCAACUUUUUAAAAACACAAAGACACUUAGUUCUUCAUCUUAUACUAAUUAUAGUAUCUCUUUUGGAUUUAAUGAUGACAUAAAAAAAAAAACAGAUUCUUCUUGCAAUAAUAAAAAAGGCAGAAUUUAUAAGAAAUAUAAACCACGCAUUUUCACUAAGACUAAAGAAAGUGUUGGGGAAGAUAAAAAUAAAAUAUUAAAAAAAAAAAAAAAAAGUGUAAAUAAUGAAGAAUCGAUUGAUUCUAAAAGUGUAAGUAUUUUGAGUGAUAAUUAUGAAGAAAGAAAAAAAAAAAAAACUGAUGGAAAUGUAAAUGGUCUGCAUUUAUCCAAUUCAUAUGAUUUAAUAGAAAAAAAAAUUAAAAACAUAAAGAAAAGAAUGAAUAAAAAUUUGAAAGAAAGAUUAGAAAAAAAAAAAAAAAAAAAUGGAAAUGAUUCAGGAGUUAGUUCCUCAGAAAUGUUUGAAGGCAGCUCAUCAAAGGAAGAGAACGUUUUUUCAUGUGAUAGAAAUAAAUUAAGUUUAGAAGAAGAAGACAAGUCUUUGAAAUUAACAAAUUAUAUAUGGGACGAAGAUGAAGUGGAAGAGAAAAAGGGGGAGAAAACAGAAACUAAAUUUUUAAUAAAAGAAUAUGAAAAAUAUUAUAAUGAGAUUGAUGAAAGUAAACAGAUGAAGAAUUUUGUUACAGAUGAAUCGAUUUAUAAAAGUACCGUUUUGCAAAAUAAUUCGAAGAAUAUAAUAAAAGAAGUAGAGGAUUCCAACAUGUUAUUAAGUAAUGUACAAAAGGAUACAAAUCAUUUAAGAGAAGAAGAAUUUUUAUCUUUGAGAAAUGAGAAUAUAAAUUUUAUUAGUAAUAAUGACGAUAAGGAAAAAGGUAAAAAGUGUAAACGGAAGAGGAGCAUAUUAAAUAAUAUUGGAAAUAAGAAAGAUGCUGAAGGAAAUAAAGGGAAAAAAAAAAAAAGGAGCAAACCUGAGACGGAAAAUAAAGUGGAAUUAGAUACUUCGAAUAUAAAUAAUUUAAAUAAAGAAGAUAAAGAUUUAAAUGAAAUGAAUGAGAGUAAUCAAAGAUGCAAAAUAAAAUAUGGUACCUAUGAAAUAAUUAUGAUAAUUGACAAUCGAGAAGUGACCGGAUCUAGUUAUGAGUUUAAUGAAAAAAUGAAAAAAGUAUUUAAUGAUAAAAAUAUUAAAUAUGAAACAAGAAAUUUGCCUUUGGGUGAUAUUAUAUGGAUAUGUAGAAGAAGUGUAUAUAAUAAAAACAGUUCAAGUAACAAAAAGAAACAAAUGAAGAAAAUGAAGAGGAAUAAGAAAAUGAUGGAUGAUGAAAAAAAAAAAAAAUCUGAAGAAAUAAAUAUGGACAUUAAAGAAGGUAUUUUGGAGAGGAAUAACCAUUCGGUAAGCCAAGAAAAUGAUUAUCAUCAAAUUAGUGAUGAUGAUAAUGAUGAUAAUAAUGAUGACAAUAAUGAUGAUAAUGAUGAUGAUAAUGAUGAUAAUAAUGAUGAUAAUAAUGAUGAUAAUAAUGAUGAUAAUAAUGAUGAUAAUAAUGAUGAUAAUAAUAAUAAUAAUAAGAAGAAGAAGAAGAGAGAAAAAAUAUUAUGUCCUGAUAAAACGAUUGAGCCUUUUAUUGACGAUGUAGAAUAUGAAGAAUUUGUUUUAAAAUGGAUAAUAGAACGAAAGACUUUAAACGAUUUAAGUGCAAGUAUUAUAGAUGGUAGAUAUGAUGAACAGAAAUAUAGAAUGAUGAGAUUAAGAGAUAUACAUCACAUCAUAUAUUUAAUUGAGAAUUGUAAUAAUACAUAUAGGAAUUAUAUGAAUUCAUCAAAAAUAUCAUAUGAAACAUUGAAUAACGCUCAGCAUAGUACUCAAUUAGUUAGUGGCUUUUCUAUAUUGAGUAGUCAACAUAUGAAUCACACAUUAUUUUUAUUAUGUGAAAUUCAUGAAGAAAUAAUAAAACAUAUAAAAUUAUAUUGUCAUAUUAAAAAAGAGCACCAUGUGAUAAGGCAUAAUGAGGACUUGUCUAUGUAUUUACAGAAACAUUCAUGUUCUUGGGAUGAAUGGAAUAAUGAAUCUAAAAAAUCCAAGAAUAAUAUUGUAAAAGAAGUUUUUGGAAAACAACUAAGAUUAAUAAAUAUGUGUGGACCUGAUGCUACCGAACUAAUAUUGUCAUUAUGGCCUACUCCGACAAAAUUAAGUGCAGCAUUAAAUAAAUAUACACAUGAUGGAAUAUUAGCUGAAAAAAUGAAGAGAAUAUAUUUGAAAAAUCAUGAUAUGAUAGGAAAGAAAAGAAUUAAGUCUCCCAUAGAUGUUCAGCUUAUUGCACAGUUGAGACAACUGUAUGCACCUGAUUCAAUAGAAAGAUGGUAA
Molecule: messenger RNA, 3774 nt
Organism: Plasmodium reichenowi
Lineage: Eukaryota; Apicomplexa; Aconoidasida; Haemosporida; Plasmodiidae
Product: DNA replication related protein, putative
Exons: 2
Coding region: 1-3774 (1257 amino acids)
Biological process (GO): double-strand break repair via break-induced replication; DNA catabolic process; mitotic intra-S DNA damage checkpoint signaling
Cellular component (GO): Holliday junction resolvase complex; nucleus
Molecular function (GO): DNA binding; 3'-flap endonuclease activity; crossover junction DNA endonuclease activity
Source: RefSeq, a predicted model, not a curated record